AUGUCUGACUUACUACCUUUAGCUGCAUACAACUUGAACAUUGAGCCAUACACUCCAACCCCAGCCAUUGAUGUUACCACACCAGUUACUGUGCGUAUCACCAUGGCUGCCAUUGACCCAGAAGCUUUGGACGAUGAAGCUAAUCCAUCUACUUUGAGAAUCAUCAAGAGAAACCCAGAUUUCGAUGAUGAGGAUGAUGCCGAUGCUUUGUUGGGUGACUACGAUGAAGAUGAAUUAGAUGUCUCUGAAGAAGAGGAAGAGGAAGAAGAGGAAGAAGAGAAGCCAAAGGAUAAGAAGUCUAAGUCUAAGUCUAAGUCUAAGUCUAAGAAGGAAGAAUCAGAAGAUGAACUAGAAGAUGAGUCCGAUGAAGACGAUGAAGAAGGUGAUGAAGAUGAUGAAUUCCAAGAAUUUGUUUUGGCAACUUUGUCCCCAAAGACUCAAUACCAACAAUCUUUGGAUUUGGUCAUUGCUCCAGAAGAAGAAGUUCAAUUCAUCGUUACCGGUUCAUACCGUGUUUCUCUAACUGGUAACUUUGUUAAGCAUCCAUUCGACACUCCAGACUACGAUGAAGAUGAUAGUGAAGAAGGUGAAGAAAGCUACGAUGAAGAUGAAGAUGACUACUUGACCCCAGAUGAAGAUGCCGACUUGGAAGAGCUGGAAGAAGCCAGUGACAUCGAAGCUAAGAUCCAAGAACUAGUUGAAAAGGAACAAUCUAAGAGCAAGAAAAACAACAAGAGAAAGCAACCUGAACCAGAAGAAGAGGAAGAGGAAGAGGAACAAGAAGCUCCAGCUCCAGUCGAAGAAACUAAGAAAGCUAAGAAGGCUAAGAAGGAAAAGAAGGUCGAAUUCAAGAAGGACCUAGAAGAAGGCCCAACCCCAGCUAAGAAGGAAGAAAAGAAGGAAAAGAAAGAAAAGCCAAAGACUAAGGUACUUGAAGGUGGUAUCAUCGUCGAAGAUCGUGUCGUUGGUACCGGUAAGGCCUGUAAGAAGGGUUCCAAGGUCGGUAUGAGAUACAUCGGUAAACUAAAGAACGGUAAGGUCUUCGACAAAAAUACCAGUGGUAAGCCAUUUGUAUUCAACUUGGGCCGUGGUGAAGUCAUCAAGGGUUGGGAUAUCGGUGUCGCUGGUAUGGCUGUUGGUGGUGAACGUAGAAUCGUUAUUCCUGCUCCAUAUGCCUACGGUAAGCAAGCCCUACCAGGUAUUCCAGCUAACUCUGAAUUGACUUUUGAUGUCAAGUUGGUGUCUUUGAAAUAA
Messenger RNA from Kluyveromyces marxianus DMKU3-1042, 1254 nucleotides. RefSeq names its product peptidylprolyl isomerase FPR3 (gene FPR3). The record is from RefSeq and is a predicted model, not a curated record. Gene Ontology annotation, cellular component: nucleolus; chromatin. NCBI's taxonomy places the organism in Eukaryota, Fungi, Ascomycota, Saccharomycetes, Saccharomycetales, Saccharomycetaceae. The transcript has a single exon. Bases 1 to 1254 code for a protein of 417 amino acids. Gene Ontology annotation, molecular function: peptidyl-prolyl cis-trans isomerase activity; macrolide binding.